Molecule: messenger RNA, 1434 nt
Organism: Anguilla rostrata (American eel)
Lineage: Eukaryota; Metazoa; Chordata; Actinopteri; Anguilliformes; Anguillidae
Product: protein FAM200C-like
Exons: 1
Coding region: 1-1434 (477 amino acids)
Molecular function (GO): protein dimerization activity
Source: RefSeq, a predicted model, not a curated record
AUGGCGAAUCUGAUACUCGGAACAGCGGCUGAAGGUAAAUUAUCCCAAAUUCCUCUUUCAAAUGACACCAUCAGCGACAGAAUAGAGUGCAUGAGUAAAGACAUCUUGGCUCAAGUAGUCGCGGAUCUGAUUUCAAGCCCGGCAAAAUUCAGCCUUCAACUCGACGAGACCACCGACGUUUCCAAUCUAAGCCAGCUUGCCGUUUUUGUGCGCUAUGUGAAAGACGACAUGAUAAAAGAAGAGUUUUUAUUUUGUAAGCCUCUUACAACAACAACUAAGGCAGCCGAUGUGAAGAAGCUUGUGGAUGACUUCUUCAGAGACAACAACCUUUCAUGGGAUAUGGUUUCUGCAGUUUGUACGGACGGAGCUCCAGUGAUGCUGGGAAGAAAGUCUGGUUUUGGUGCGCUAGUAAAAGCCGAUGCACCGCACAUCAUUGUUACGCAUUGCAUUCUGCACAGGCAUGCGUUGGCAACAAAAACCUUGCCGCCCAAAAUGGCAGAAGUAUUAAAAAUUGUAGUGGAAUGUGUGAACUAUGUGCGAAAUGGUGCUCUGAGACACCGCAUCUUCAGUGAGCUGUGUAAAGAAAUGGGCUCUGAAUUCGAGGUACUUCUUUACCAUUCGAAUGUUCGGUGGUUAUCCCGGGGACAGGUGCUGAAUCGUGUUUUUGCCAUGCGUGUGGAAUUAGCCCAGUUUUUGCAAGAGCACCAACAUUUUCAUGCAGAUUGCUUCAAAGAUUCUGAGUUCAUUCUCAUUUUAGCAUACAUGGCUGAUAUAUUCGCAGCUCUCAAUCAUCUAAAUCAGCAGAUGCAGGGUGGUGGAGUUAACAUAAUGGAAGCAGAAGAAAACCUGAAGGCUUUUCAAAAAAAGUUACCGUUAUGGAAACGACGAGCAGAGAACAACAACUUCGCAAACUUCCCCCUUCUGGACGACUGUGUAAGUAAGAUCGAAGAUGUGUGUGGACUUGGAGACAUAUCUGUACCCAUGGAACUGAAGCAAACAAUUGCCACGCACUUAGAUGAGCUUGCGAAGUCUCUCGAUGGAUACUUCCCUACAAGAGCAUCAUAUCCAGCAUGGGUGAGACAGCCGUUCACGUUUGCUAUUGAGACAGCAGAUGUCAAUGAUGAAUACCUCGACGAAAUCAUUGAACUUCAGCAGAGCCAGGUUCAACAGCAACUCUUCAGAACAACAACGCUCUCAACGUUUUGGUGUCAACAAAUGGAAAAGUAUCCAGUUAUUGCUAAGAAAGCCCUGGAUUUUUUUGUACCAUUUUUGACAACAUAUCUUUGUGAGCAAUCGUUUUCGAGGAUGCUGGACAUAAAAACUAAGAAAAGGAACAGACUUUGCUGUGAAAAUGACAUGAGACUGGCACUUUCCAAGGUGAAGCCACGCAUAUCUGAACUGGUCUCUCAAAGGCAACAGCAGAAGUCACACUGA